AGACAUAUGCGUAAAUUGUGGAGCCUCUUUAUUCCAGCACGACGUAAAUUUUAAAAAGUUAGCAAAAAUCCACAGUAAGUUAUGCAAAAGAUAACGAAAUGUUACUUUUUAACACGAGAAAAUGAAGAAGAACAGGAGGCAGAGAAAAUUAUAGAGGAGAGAGAAAAGAAAGAGGAGGACAGGGAAGUGGGUAACAAAGGCGAUAUUUCGGUGGUGGAAUCCAGUAAUAUCUCGGAGAUAGAAGAGACGCAAGAAGCUUUGGAGGGAGAAGAAGACAUGAAUGAAAGAGAGGAAGAGGAGGAGGAGGAUGAGGAGAAAGCUAGAUACUAUGCUCAUGAUGUUAAAGAUAUUUCAUAUACGCCGGUUAAAUGAUACAAAUCAAUCGAGUCGAUAUUCCGAAGAUUUUUACGCGAGUGAACGAAGCAACUAAGUACAAACCGGUGGUGGCGCCGGCAGAGAUGACGCCGAUCUAAUAAACGAAAGAGAGGAGAAUCCUGCUGACAUCGAGGAGCAUCGUCAUUAUCACCAUCAGCAACAGCAUCAUCGACACGAGAUUGGCAAACAAUUUAAUUUCUUAAAGUUAAUAGGGCGGAAAACUCGCGGCGUUUCAGAAAUUUCGGCAUUCUCGGAAGAGAAGCAAGUUUCGUAAUAUGGUCAAUACCCGAAGGCGCGAAUAUCGUUUGCUGGUUAGAAAACGUGUUCCGCGAAAUCUACGCGUAUGCGAUACGUUUGUGCGAACCGGGCGAUUACGUAAGAAUAUCGCUAAUUUGGCGAAUCUAGUGCAUGGUCCGGCAGGACUAUCGCUUGUCCGGUACGCGACUUCCGAGGAUAGGGGAUACCCCUAGUCUUCGAAUCAUUUUUGCUUCAUGCGCCCUCUUCGAUGUAAAGUCGUUACCGAGAAUCCAGGGAAAAGUAUACGUAGGAGUGGUACGACGGUACAGAAAGAAAUGGCAUGCAAGGGAUGAGAAUGAGUUCAAAGGUAGAGCAAAUUAUAAAUACAAAAGAGAUCGCGUCGCAUUCGUGUUCUAUGAUUUCGAAAUGCGACAGGACGAGACGUGUGAAGGAACCGAAAAUGUACAAAUUCACGUUCCGACUUUUUGCGUCGCACAACAAAUUUGCGAAACAUGUGCAGGGAUAAAGGAUAUGUUGGUGCGAUAUCGUUGGU
This is a messenger RNA of Trachymyrmex septentrionalis, 1165 nucleotides long. RefSeq names its product enhancer of translation termination 1-like. The coding region runs from base 82 to 372 and encodes 96 amino acids. The transcript has 3 exons. Lineage: Eukaryota; Metazoa; Arthropoda; Insecta; Hymenoptera; Formicidae. The record is from RefSeq and is a predicted model, not a curated record.